AUGUUACUACGGUUUGAAUCGAGAUUGGGCCAGUUUCGAUUAAACGUUGAGCCUACAGAGCAGUUUUCAUCACUCACUUCAAAGAUUCUCGACAACCUCCCUCCAAACACCGAUGCCGACUCGAUAGUUUUGAGCAACAGACCCGUAGGCUCCAAACCAGAUCCUGACAGAGAGCGACGUCUAGCAGACCUACCUGGAGUAGAGCUGCAGCAGGUUGGAUUAAAACAUGGAGACAAACUAUUUAUUGGAUUCUCGGAGCACGAGAAACUGUCCAACGGCCACUCCAAUCCUGAAGCGCCUCCAACUUCACGGCGGCUGAACGGCACGAUUGCCUUGCCAGAACCUACGACGCUUACGCCAACUGUCGCUGUGACUUCGCCGACAUUCAUAAAGAACCCAUGGGAGGUUAUAAAACAGUCGGCAUUGGAUGACCGGCUGGAUAAAAAGGAUGGCAAGAUUUCUAGGCCACGAGAUCUCAAGAUGUGUCGCCAUGGCCCAAAGGGAAUGUGCGACUACUGUCAGCCCCUGGAACCAUACGACAAGAAAUACCUGGAGGAGAGGAAGAUCAAGCAUUUGUCAUUCCACAGCUACCUGCGCAAGAUCAACUCUGCAACGAACAAGCCCGAGUUGAAGAGCUCAUAUAUGCCACCUCUGACGGAGCCUUAUUACCGAGUCAAGAAAGAUUGCCCAGCGGGUCAUCCUCCCUGGCCCGAGGGUAUAUGCUCAAAGUGUCAGCCAAGCGCCAUCUCCCUCCAGCCGCAACAAUUCCGAAUGGUUGACCAUGUCGAGUUCGCCUCCGCGGACAUGGUCGAUAAGCUGAUUGACUUCUGGAGAAAGUCUGGCAGCCAGCGGCUCGGCUUCUUGUACGGCCGGUACGAAGAGUAUACAGAGGUGCCGUUAGGCGUCAAAGCUGUCGUCGAAGCAAUCUACGAACCGCCUCAAAUCGGCGAAGUUGACGGGCUCAGGCUAUUGGACUGGCCGAACGAGACAGAAGUGGAUGAAGUUGCAAGACUCUGUGGCCUGGAGCGGGUUGGCGUGAUAUUCACCGAUCUCAUGCCACCCGAGGAAGGCGAAGGUCAGGCUGUAUGCAAACGACACAUUGACUCGUACUUCUUAUCCUCCCUGGAGAUUGCAUUCGCAGCGCGGUUCCAGGCACAGUAUUCGAAACCGUCGAAAUGGAGCGAAACCGGUCGCUUCGGGUCCAACUUUGUGACAUGUGUGGUCACUGGCGACGAAGAUGAAAGCAUCACCAUCAGAGCGUACCAAGCAUCGAAUGAGGCAGUAGAGAUGGUUCGUGCGGACAUUGUGGAGCCGUCAGCAGACCCUUCGGUGAUGCUGGUACAAUCAGAGGAUGACGAAAGCGUGACUGGUCAACAGCGAUACAUCCCCGAGGUGUUCUACCGCCGGAUCAAUGAAUAUGGCGCGAACGUGCAAGAAAAUGCUAAGCCCAGUUUCCCCGUGGAGUAUCUAUUGGUGUCCCUGACGGCCGGAAUGCCUAUCAACCCCAGGCCGCUGUUUACGAACAGCAAGUUCCCGGUGGAGAAUAGAGAAGCCGUGGCCGAGGGUCAAGAUCCCAAGGAUGUGUCCAAACAACUGCGCUCCUCGAAAUCGGUAGAGGCGGUGUCCGAUUUCCACCUCUUGUGCUUUCUUCAUGGCAUGGGCGUCUUCAGCAAGGAAGAAGAACAGAUUCUGUGUCGGGUUGCGACCACACGAGAUCAGGUGGAUGCGGCGCAUUUGACCGAGUCUCCCGGUUGGGGAACCCUGCUGGCAAUCCUCGAAUCAUAUGGUGAGCGGCCCUUGAAGCGUUCAUGGAAUUUGUCGACAGAGGACGAUUCGUUCGACCCUGAGAGCCCGUCAGAAAACCUGGCUAAACGAUUCAAACAGGCGGCUAGCCUCGAGCGAUGA
Messenger RNA from Cladophialophora carrionii CBS 160.54, 1905 nucleotides. RefSeq lists its product as uncharacterized. Gene Ontology annotation, cellular component: nucleus. The record is from RefSeq and is a predicted model, not a curated record. Lineage: Eukaryota; Fungi; Ascomycota; Eurotiomycetes; Chaetothyriales; Herpotrichiellaceae. Gene Ontology annotation, biological process: ubiquitin-dependent protein catabolic process. Gene Ontology annotation, molecular function: ubiquitin protein ligase binding; ubiquitin binding. Bases 1 to 1905 code for a protein of 634 amino acids. The transcript has 3 exons.